UAUUUUGAAAUUAUGUUUACUGAUUGUAAUAUAAAGGCUAAUUAAAAAAAAAUAUUUAGCUACAAUUGUGUUUCAUAUUCCUUAGAUAAACAUUAUGUUUUGUGAUUAUAUAUUCUUUAUUCAUAAUUAUGAUAGAGAUUGAUAAGGGAUUAAAGAAUUGAAAAAGUGAAGCAAUGAUUUCAAAACUUAAUAGACUUGAACCUAAGUGAAAAUAUUGAGGUAUAUGUUUGAAACAUUAAGAAUGGAUGACAUACAGGAAGUACGGCAGCUGGAGUUGCUCUGCAAGCAGUUGUAUGAAUCACAAGAUUCUACUCAUCGUGCAGAGGCAGAGAAAGCACUUGUUGCAUUCCAAAAUGCACCAGAUACACUUGCAAAGUGCCAGCUGCUGCUUGCACGAGGGGACUCUGCAUAUGCACAAUUGUUGGCAGCAACAACUUUGACAAAGCUGGUCUCACGUUCUGGUGGACUCAGUUUACAACAAAGGCUUGACAUAAGGAAUUAUGUUUUGAACUAUUUAGCAACACAACCAAAAUUACCAAACUUUGUGAUACAAGCUUUGGUCACAUUAUUUGCCAGAAUAUCAAAGCUUGGUUGGUUUGAUUCUGAUAAAGAUGAAUUUGUCUUUAGAAAUGUGGUCAAUGAUGUAACAAAAUUUCUUCAGGGGUCAGUGGAGCACUAUAUGAUUGGAGUCCAGUUACUUUCCCAAUUGACUUGUGAAAUGAAUCAAGUAACAGAUGUUGAUGCAAAUAGGUCUCUCACUAAACAUAGAAAAAUUGCUAGUAGCUUCAGAGACACACAAUUGUUUGAGAUAUUUAAGUUAUCAUGUACUUAUCUAAGUACAGCACGUGAGAACUGUAAAAAUUUAGACUUUAAUGAUGAGGCACAGAAUGGUCUGAUCAGACAGCUUUUAAAGCUGGCACAGAAUUGUUUAACAUUUGACUUUAUUGGAACAUCAGCAGAUGAAAGUUCCGAAGACUACUGUGCAAUACAGAUUCCACAUUAUUGGAAACCAAUAUUUUUGAAUUCUACUUAUUCGUUAAAGCUUUUCUUUGAUCUAUAUCAUAGUUUACCUACCUCAUUGUCAUCACUAGCCCUCUCAUGUUUGGUCCAAAUCGCAUCUGUCAGAAGAAGUUUAUUUUCCAAUCUUGAAAGGACACAGUUUUUAACACACUUAGUAAACGGUGUGACCAAUAUAAUACAAAAUCCACGAGGUCUAAGCGAUCCCGCAAACUACCAUGAAUUUUGUAGACUAAUCUUAAGGCUAAAAAGCAAUUUUCAAUUGGGAGAACUGAUUUUAUUAGAACAUUAUCCGGAGGAUAUAGAAUUAAUUGCUAAAUUUACAGUCCAAAGUUUGCGGAUGUGGCAAUUUUCACCAAACAGUUUGCAUUACCUUUUAACUCUGUGGCAAAAGAUGGUGUCAUCUUUACCUUACGUUAAAACAGGAGAUCGACAUUUAUUAGAUGUCUAUACACCGGAAGUUGUGAAUGCAUAUAUCACUUCAAGAUUUGACUCAGUUGCUAUAGUAGUUAGGGAUCGUUUAGAAGACCCGCUCGACGAUUUAGCAGUAGUACAUCAACAAUUGGAGCAGAUAUCGGUAAUUGGAAGGUGUGAAUAUCAGAAAACUUAUACCUUAUUAGUACAACUCUUCGAUCAAGCUGCACGAGCAUACCAAGAACUACUGACUCAAACAUCGUCUCCAAGUCAGCAAAUGGAUAUCACCAUAAGGGAAGGUCAACUCACGUGGCUUGUAUACAUUAUAGGUGGUGUCAUUGGUGGGAAAGUAACAUUUAACAAUAACGAAGAGUAUGAUGCAGUGGAUAGUGAACUAGUUUGCAAAGUACUUCAAUUAAUGCAUCUGACUGAUUCACAACUUGCACAAGGUGGUGGCUGUGAAAAAUUGGAGCUAGCGAUGUUGAGCUUUUUCGAACAAUUUCGUAAAAUAUAUGUGGGUGAACAAGUUCAAAAAAAUCCGAAAGUUUAUAGAAGACUUUCGGACGUUUUAGGAGUGAACGAUGAAUCUAUGACGCUUGGUAUUCUUAUUCGAAAAAUUAUAACAAAUUUGAAAUACUGGGGUCGUAGCGAACAAAUUAUCUCGAAAACGCUACAUUCAUUAAACGAUUUAUCAGUGGGUUUUAGCUGUGUUCGGAAACUUGUAAAAUUAGAGGAAGUACAAUUUAUGCUCAACAAUCACACAGGAGAGCACUUUCCAUUUCUGGGAAACAAUGUUCCUGUAUCAGAAAUGCGUUGUAGAUCAAUGUUUUACACGUCCUUGGGUAGAUUGUUAAUGGUAGAUUUAGGAGAAGAUGAAGAAAGGUUUCACACGUUUAUGUUACCUUUAACAGGUGCAUUGGAAAGUUUGGGACAAUUGAUGGGUGCCGCAGAUCCUUCACUUUUUGCAGCAGAAGAUGCGAAAAAGGCUUUGAUCGGUUUAGCAAGAGAUUUAAGAGGCUUAGCAUUUGCAUUUAACACAAAAACAUCGUACAUGAUGCUUUGGGAUUGGAUAUAUCCAAAUUACACACCAAUUUUAUUACAUGCCGUAGAAUUAUGGCAUUAUGAACCACAAGUUACAACACCCGUCCUAAAAUUGUUUGCCGAAUUAGCACAAAAUAGAAGUCAACGAUUACAAUUCGAUGCAUCUUCUCCGCAUGGAAUGUUAUUAUUUCGUGAAGCUAGCAAAGUGAUAUGUAGUUACGGUAAUCGUAUAUUGAAUGUUGAUGUUCCAAAGGAUCAAAUAUACCCUUUAAAACUAAAGGGGAUAAGUAUAUGCUUCAGUAUGUUGAAAGCAGCUUUGUGCGGGAAUUAUGUGAAUUUCGGAGCGUUCAGAUUGUAUGGGGACGAGGCGUUGGAUAAUGCACUUAACACAUUUAUAAAAUUACUUCUUAGUAUACCACAGAGUGAUUUAUUGCAUUAUUCAAAGUUGUCUGUAACGUACUAUCUGUUACUCGAGUAUUUGGCACAGGAUCAUAUGGUAUUCCUUGCUACCUUGGAGCCCAGAGUCUUUUUGUAUAUUCUAUCAAGCAUCAGCGAAGGCCUUACAGCACUAGAUACAAUGAUUUCUACUGGCAGUUGCUCCACCCUCGAUCAUAUUGUGUCUUAUUUAUUUAAACAUCUUUAUCCAAAAGGAAACUAUGCUAGGAGAAAAAAUGCUGUAGUUCCAGGGGGCGGAGACUUAUUUCUACAAGUUCUGAAACAACAUCCUGAAAUCCUCCAACAAAUAUUAAGUACAAUUUUAAAUGUGAUAAUGUUUGAGGAUUGUAGAAAUCAAUGGGGUAUGUCGCGUCCUCUUUUGGUACUGAUUCUCUUAAAUGAGGAAUAUUUUAAUCAGUUACGAGAAAAUAUUAUUAGAAGUCAACCAGUUGAUAAGCAGGCAACAAUGGCGCAGUGGUUUGAAAAUUUAAUGGAGGGAGUCGAGAGGAAUCUACUUACAAGAAAUAGAGACAAGUUUACACAAAAUUUGUCGAUGCUUAUAAAAGAUAUAAAUGAAACCAUGAAAGGACCGUACUCAUCUGCAAAUGUUACCAAUGAUAAUAUGAUGACAUUGCAGUGAUACCGCUCUCUUGCUACUAGAUUCUCCUAGGUUCUUGCCUGCCAAAAUGCUUGAAUGUGUGUGCGAGUGAACUUAUAAAUUAUGGUGGAUUUAAAAUUAUGGUUUUAGAUGAGUAUAAAGAUAACAAAUCAAAUACUGUUGUUUUAUAGAACCACUAUUUCGUGGCUUCCUAUUCUCUUGCAACCUUACUUUGUUUUUUAAAGUUUCUUUGAAUCACACAAUCAUUUCAAAAUCGGUAAGAACGAAACCUCCAAACUUAAUUUUUUUAAAUAUAUGUUGUAUACUUAUAGCUUUUCUUAAGCUGACAUUAAACCGUUAUUGAUCCUAUUAAUAAUAUUUGCCAACAAAAAAUAACGAAUUGUCUUUAUUACCUUUAUACUCCUAUUGUUUACAGAUAAAAUUCGUUGGACUAUAAAAUCUAGACAUAAAUCUGAUAAACCACCAAAUCAAUUACAGGCAUCUUAUUUCAAUAGAAACAAAAAGUUCGCUUUUCACCGUGACUUUAUUUUGAACAUCUAGUGCCAAGUUUCGGACUUAAUGUGCAUUGUCUUACAUUAAAAUUUUACAUCACAUAUACAAAUUUCAUACUACUGUCACUAUUUUUAAAUAAUGUGGAAACAUGCAGCUUAGAAUAGGAAGCCAAUUAUAUAAAUUACGAUC
Megalopta genalis is the source of this 4207-nucleotide messenger RNA. RefSeq names its product Ran-binding protein 16 (gene Ranbp16). Gene Ontology annotation, molecular function: nuclear export signal receptor activity; small GTPase binding. Gene Ontology annotation, cellular component: nuclear pore; cytoplasm. Gene Ontology annotation, biological process: protein export from nucleus. The record is from RefSeq and is a predicted model, not a curated record. NCBI's taxonomy places the organism in Eukaryota, Metazoa, Arthropoda, Insecta, Hymenoptera, Halictidae.